Molecule: messenger RNA, 716 nt
Organism: Saccostrea cuccullata (small rock oyster)
Lineage: Eukaryota; Metazoa; Mollusca; Bivalvia; Ostreida; Ostreidae
Exons: 5
Coding region: 85-450 (121 amino acids)
Source: RefSeq, a predicted model, not a curated record
GUUUGAGAGGGAAAUACUUUAUAAAUUGUUUGUGAUUUAUUAGAGAAAAGGAACAUUGAUCAGGUGUACUGAUUUCAAAGCCGUAUGUUUUUCUUUACUGAAGACAAGAAGCCGUGUCCUAAUGUGCUUGUGGACAGGACCCUGCAUGCCACUCUUCCCCAAAUAUUCACCCAGGUGCAAUAUGUAUUGGAAAAAAGGGAAACAUGUUUACCAUACAAAGCUUGCAGAAUAGUUAAAUUCUUUAUGUGUUUUCUGAAGUGCGAUUUAAGAAGACUUGAUUUGGUACCACUUGAGCACAACCACCAACUUGGCAUAGCACUUUGCAAAAAUCUCCAGCGAACAAGUGGACAUUUUAACGAGUGCCGUGACCUCAAUGUGUCUCCUAGUCCGACCAAGUCUGUGUGGACGCCAGCUAUCUUCCCUCGCCUGACACCUUCGCAGUUUCACUAACUCAUUAGAGAGAAGAGUUGGAGUGGAGGUCAGACCAAUGACAUAUGAGGGAAUGGUGCCCUUUGAACCAAAAUGGCAGCCCAGUCCAUCUGUUGUAUGGGCUAACUGGAUGUGCAAUCCGAUCUGGAUUGGACUCACCAUCUGCUACCCCGUAGUUUCUAUACAAAGUUUUCAGUGCACAAGACUGCUUGCCAUGGAGAAAUCUCUUUUUCUGUGGCUUGCUGACACUAUUGUAGUUUUCUUUCCUUUUUUCUGCCUCAUUAAAU